CAAAAUUCGCCUAAGUCUAGUCCCAGCAUCCACUCGUGCAGCACGCGCGUCUGCUCUCUGUGCGUUUUGAUUUCGCCGUCGUAUUCGUUACUUAUUCGCUAUGGCUGACGCUGAAGCUCCUGCUGCUGCUGCCCCUGCAGCACCCGCCAAGGAAAAGAAAGAAAAGAAACCCAAGGCGAAGAAACCCGCUGCCAAGCCAACUCACCCUCCUUACGGGACUAUGAUUGCUGCUGCAGUGAAAAGUUUGAAGGAAAGGAACGGUUCGUCUCGUCAGGCAAUCUUGAAAUACAUCGUCGCGAAUUACAAGGUCGGUGACGAGAAGAAGGCUGGAAGCAGACUGAAGCUUGCCCUGAAGAAGGGUGUCACUUCUGGGGCACUCAAGCAGGUCAAGGGCGCUGGUGCCUCUGGCUCGUUCAAACUUGCCAAGGACGACGCAAAGCCUGCCAAGAAAGCCGUGAAGAAGCCAGCAGCAGCAGCAGCCAAGAAGUCUCCCAAGAAACCCGCAGCUAAAAAGCCAGCUAAGAAGCCCGCAGCCAAGAAAGCUGCCAAAAAGCCAGCAGCCAAGAAAGCCGCGAAAAAGCCAGCUGCAGCCAAGAAGCCCGCGAAAAAGCCAGCUGCCAAGAAGGCCGCCAAAAAGCCAGCAGCCAAGAAACCCGCACCAAAGAAGGCCAAGAAGCCCGCGAAGAAGUAAAUGUGACCCCUGACCCCGACGAAAGUGUUUUGAAUGAAUCUCGACGAAUGAAUGAUUUUAGACUAAGAUGGAAUCCUAAAUGGCAUCUUUAGGUGCGAUCGAAUGGUGUACUUCUGUAAGAAGUGAAUUUUUCUACUAUUAAGAUUUUUUCUAAUAUGACUGUACCUGAACAUUCUCACAUACAAAAGAUCUCUUGUGUGUAAAUAUGUGAAAUAAAGUAUUUCUAGAG
Messenger RNA from Macrobrachium nipponense, 920 nucleotides. Its product is annotated as histone H1-delta-like. The record is from RefSeq and is a predicted model, not a curated record. The transcript has a single exon. Gene Ontology annotation, cellular component: nucleus; nucleosome. Bases 101 to 691 code for a protein of 196 amino acids. NCBI's taxonomy places the organism in Eukaryota, Metazoa, Arthropoda, Malacostraca, Decapoda, Palaemonidae. Gene Ontology annotation, molecular function: nucleosomal DNA binding; double-stranded DNA binding; structural constituent of chromatin. Gene Ontology annotation, biological process: negative regulation of DNA recombination; nucleosome assembly; chromosome condensation.